CCUCCACGUGAUGUCGCGGCGCGUCUUGAUCGCGCUAUGAUUCUUGGAGACCACUGACUCCAGGAAUUGGUCAGACAGACCCAACAGCUCCAUCCACAACAAUCACGACCAAUUCAAUUGAUUAGGCCGUUGCCGUCAUCACAAUGGUGCGGCAGUCAUCUCGGAAGGCAGCACAGGCUAAAACAACGGUGGCCGAGUCUCGAACGCGUGCGGAAAAGGAAGAAGUGAAGGAAGCGGCCGAGGUUUCGGCUACGUCGAUCAAAGUGAACGGCAUAGAGAAGGAGGUGGUCGCCGAAUCGAAAGUCGCAGUGAUUAAGAAGAGCAACAUUUCAAAGCGCAAGGCCGCACCCGCCGAGCUGGACAAUAACGACGAGGAACCCGCCGAAGACAACGACGAAGCGGGAGACCAGCUUCAAGGAACCAAGAAGCCGGCGCCCAAGAAACGCAAAACCGCGAAGAAAGAGACCGACGACAGUAUGCCGCUGGCGGCUCGGACGGCGGUCGCCUCCCUCAAGCGGGCAAUGUACUUAGGCGCCCACGUCUCGGGCGCGGGCGGUAUCCAGAACGCAAUCCAGAACGCCACCGACAUUGGCGCCAACGCCUUCGCCCUCUUCCUCAAGUCGCAGCGCAAGUGGGCUAGCCCACCCCUGGCCGACGAGACCAAGGUCCAGUUCCACGCCAUGCUCAAGCAGCACGCCUACGAUUCGCGCAAGCACAUCCUCCCGCACGGCUCCUAUCUCGUCAACCUCGCCCAGAUCGACGACGCCAAGGCGACCCAAGCCUUCGACAGCUUCCUCGACGACCUGCAGCGGUGCGAGGCCUUGGGCAUCACGCUAUACAACUUUCACCCAGGCUCGACCGGCGGCGCCACCAUGGACUCGGCCUGUGCGCGGAUCGCAGCGCACCUCAACAAGGCGCACAAGGCCACCUCCUCGGUCGUGACCGUGCUCGAGAACAUGUGCGGCAGCGGAAACGUGGUCGGGUCCCGCUUCGAAGAGCUCCGCGACAUCAUUGCCCUGGUUGACGACAAGUCCCGCGUCGGGGUCUGCGUAGACACAUGCCACGCCUUCGCGGCGGGCUACGACCUGCGGACGCCCGAAGCGUUCGCCAAGACCAUGGCCGAGUUUGAUUCGGUCGUGGGGAUGAAGUACCUGCGGGCGUUCCACAUAAACGACAGCAAGGCACCCUUCGGCUCACAUCGGGACCUGCACGCCAACAUCGGCACGGGGUUCCUCGGUCUGAGGGCGUUCCACAACAUCAUGAACCAUGCACCGCUGCAGGGCUUGCCGAUGGUGCUGGAGACGCCCAUCGAGGAGAAGGGACCGGACGGAAAGACGGUGGAGAACAAGCAGAUCUGGGCGGAUGAGAUCAAGCUGCUCGAGAGUCUGAUUGGGAUGGAUGUGGAGAGCGCCGAGUUCAAGGAGAAAGAGCAGGAGCUGCAGGCCAAGGGGGCAGCUGAGAGGCAAAAGAUCCAGGAGCAGGUCGACAAGAAGGCUGAGAAAGACGCCAAGAAGGCGGCGAAGGGGAAGGGGAAGGCCAAAGGCAAGAGGAAGAAGAAGGAUGAAGAGUCGUGUGACUCGUGCGGUGAGAGCGAUUAGACGGGGGAGCAUUCCUGGCUCAUUAGGCACAAACGAACUGCCAUGCAUGACCAGUGUGUGUAUCAAACCAGGGUAAGGUCCUGGCGUAUUGUAGGAUACAAAUGUACAGCACCAGUAAAUCGGAUAGGUAGCUCUACUGGAUGGGGCAAAAACAAGCUGAUAGCCAGCACGACUCCAAGGAAAGAAGGUAAA
Messenger RNA from Chaetomium strumarium, 1790 nucleotides. RefSeq names its product xylose isomerase-like protein. Bases 144 to 1598 code for a protein of 484 amino acids. Gene Ontology annotation, cellular component: mitochondrion; nucleus. NCBI's taxonomy places the organism in Eukaryota, Fungi, Ascomycota, Sordariomycetes, Sordariales, Chaetomiaceae. The record is from RefSeq and is a predicted model, not a curated record. The transcript has a single exon. Gene Ontology annotation, molecular function: phosphoric diester hydrolase activity; DNA binding; zinc ion binding. Gene Ontology annotation, biological process: base-excision repair.